AAACCUUCACCUCUCUCUUAUUUGCUUAUUUAAUCGCUUAUAAUCAAUGACUGCAACUAACAUAAAAAAUUUACUUUGAAAAAAUAGAAAGAUGCUGUUGAGAAAUUCAUGAAGCAAUUGGAAGAAAGAAGGAGUAGUCAGCCACAAUUCAACUUGCUAACUCCCAUAGAGUCAAUCUUUAAAGAUGGUGCUCAACUAAGAACAGUGCAAGAAGCACCACAACAGAAUAUUGCUUCGGUUGAUUGUGGACCUGUUGUUUGUUAUGUCAUCAAAAAGAUUGCAGAGCUUGAAGAAAUACCACAAAAGAUUGAAAAAGAAGAUGUUUCAGCUUUUAGAGUGCAUUUGGUCCACAAGAUUUUACAUGAUGAGCCAAGAUCAUGGACGAAAGAAACGUGGCAAGACAAAAAACUAGCUCACGAUUUUACUUCUGAUCAGUAGAGAAAUCUGGAUUCAGCACUGGUUUAGGAGCAAAUUCUCCUCUUUUGUUUAGGAACA
This is a messenger RNA of Rhododendron vialii, 495 nucleotides long. RefSeq lists its product as uncharacterized. The coding region runs from base 109 to 438 and encodes 109 amino acids. The transcript has 2 exons. The record is from RefSeq and is a predicted model, not a curated record. Gene Ontology annotation, molecular function: cysteine-type peptidase activity. Gene Ontology annotation, biological process: proteolysis. NCBI's taxonomy places the organism in Eukaryota, Viridiplantae, Streptophyta, Magnoliopsida, Ericales, Ericaceae.